CAUCAGCACCGACACCAGGCUGGGAACCUCGCAGCCGGGGCUGAGGCAGCCAGCAGGGCAGGUCUUGAAACUCCUGAAACCUCAGCUGGAGGUCUGUCAGUGAGGACCGCACCUCGCCCUCCAUCCCUGCGACUGCCUGUACUGGCCAAAACCAGGAACACACCAAGGCUACCAACUUCUGGACUCGAAGCACUGGACAGAAUCCAGCCCAAGGAGGCCCCCAACAAGAUACCCAACUCCAAGUCACCUCCCACCUGCCCAGGGCGCAAAUCGUCAACGGUCCCAGCUACAAUGCAGGCCGCUGGGCACCCAGAGCCCCUUGACAGCAGGGGCUCCUUCUCCCUCCCCACGAUGGGUGCCAACGUCUCUCAGGACAAUGGCACUGGGCACAAUGCCACCUUCUCCGAGCCGCUGCCGUUCCUCUAUGUGCUCCUGCCCGCCGUGUACUCCGGGAUCUGUGCUGUGGGGCUGACUGGCAACACAGCCGUCAUCCUUGUAAUCCUGAGGGCGCCCAAGAUGAAGACGGUGACCAACGUGUUCAUCCUGAACCUGGCCGUCGCCGACGGGCUCUUCACGCUGGUACUGCCCGUCAACAUCGCGGAGCACCUGCUGCAGUACUGGCCCUUCGGGGAGCUGCUCUGCAAGCUGGUGCUGGCCGUCGACCACUACAACAUCUUCUCCAGCAUCUACUUCCUAGCCGUGAUGAGCGUGGACCGAUACCUGGUGGUGCUGGCCACCGUGAGGUCCCGCCACAUGCCCUGGCGCACGUACCGGGGGGCGAAGGUCGCCAGCCUGUGUGUCUGGCUGGGCGUCACGGUCCUGGUUCUGCCCUUCUUCUCUUUUGCUGGCGUCUACAGCAAUGAGCUGCAGGUCCCAAGCUGUGGGCUGAGCUUCCCGUGGCCCGAGCGGGUCUGGUUCAAGGCCAGCCGUGUCUACACGUUGGUCCUGGGCUUCGUGCUGCCCGUGUGCACCAUCUGUGUGCUCUACACAGACCUCCUGCGCAGGCUGCGGGCCGUGCGGCUCCGCUCCGGAGCCAAGGCUCUAGGCAAGGCCAGGCGGAAGGUGACCGUCCUGGUCCUCGUCGUGCUGGCCGUGUGCCUCCUCUGCUGGACGCCCUUCCACCUGGCCUCUGUCGUGGCCCUGACCACGGACCUGCCCCAGACCCCACUGGUCAUCAGCAUGUCCUACGUCAUCACCAGCCUCAGCUACGCCAACUCGUGCCUGAACCCCUUCCUCUACGCCUUUCUAGAUGACAACUUCCGGAAGAACUUCCGCAGCAUAUUGCGGUGCUAAGGGGCCUGGGCGCCAUCACCCCCAUCAUCAUCAUCACCCCCAUCAUCAUCACCCCCAUCGUCAUGCCCAUCAUCAUGCCCAUCAUCACCCCCCAUCAUCACCCCCAUCAUCAUCACCCCCACCAUCACCCCCCAUCACCACGCCCAUCAUCACCCCCAUCAUCAU
Molecule: messenger RNA, 1458 nt
Organism: Pan troglodytes (chimpanzee)
Lineage: Eukaryota; Metazoa; Chordata; Mammalia; Primates; Hominidae
Gene: NPBWR2
Product: neuropeptides B and W receptor 2
Exons: 2
Coding region: 292-1293 (333 amino acids)
Biological process (GO): neuropeptide signaling pathway
Cellular component (GO): plasma membrane; neuron projection
Molecular function (GO): neuropeptide binding; neuropeptide receptor activity
Source: RefSeq, a predicted model, not a curated record